UUUAAAAAUGUAUGUCGUACAACACCCCUGUCGUUGAGAUUGGUAGAGCCCGUUAAAACACAGCUAGGCAGUUAACACAGAGCCAGGUCGCGCAGCGCAGUAUAUAUAAAUUAUUCCUGCAGAAUUUGUAAGUCAGUGGAUGAGAUUCUUUCUUUGAGCUCUCUUCUGGGACCAAGCCGUCACAGCGGGAGUACACCUGUAACUUAUUCUCUUAACCUUCGUCCCAGUUCUCCGUUCAAUGCCUAACACUGUGGAAAGUGAAGGCGCCAAGGUAUCUGCUAGAACUGAUCAGGAGGCCCCAUCACGGGCCCCGGGCAGAGAGGAUGAGCGCGAGCGCAGCUUCCUGAGCCCCUUGACACGUGAUGCGCUGCGGGUGCGACGGGCCUCCAGCGCAGAGCUCCAGCUUCCUUGGACCUGCCCUGUUACACACUCCCAAGAGAAGUUCUACACCGUCUGCUCGGACUAUGCGCUGCUCAACCGAGCCCGACCCAUCAUCACAUCUGAAGAUGCGCCACCAACCAAUCCAGACAGUGGGAUAUCAUUAGUCAAGACUAACACUGCAACCCCCUCCCACAGCCACUCAGGGGGAAUAAGUGUGUCUUUAGAUGGGAACUGUGAUAUGGAGGUUGUGUCAUCCAGCAACAAGCCUGUGCUGGCCUGGGAGAUUGACACCUCUGAUUUUGAUGCGGUUUUAACCCGGAAAACCAGAACAAGUAAUUUAAAGAAAAUCAACUCUAAGAAAAUGAAAUCAUCCGACAGGCUCAGCAGAAACCUGCAAGAUCUCCCACCACAAGCUUCUCUGGAGGAGAUCAAACAGAGAAAAGUCUUGGACCUCCGUAGAUGGUACUGCAUCAGCCGACCCCAGUAUAAAACAUCAUGUGGAAUCUCUUCACUUGUCUCUUGUUGGAACUUUCUCUACAGUACUCUAGGAGCAGGCAGUCUCCCACCUAUUUCUCAAGAAGAAGCCCUGAAUAUACUUGGUUUCCAGCCUCCGUUUGAAGAUAUCAAGUUUGGACCAUUCACUGGCAAUGCCACUCUGAUGCGAUGGUUCAGACAAAUCAACGAAAAUUUCCGUGUCCGGGGAUGCUCUUAUAUUCUGUACAAACCUCAUGGGAAGCACAAGACAGCAGGAGAGACAGCUGAGGGGGCGCUGCUGAAGCUGACGCAGGGACUCCGUGAUGAAUCCAUGGCCUACAUUUACCACUGUCAGAAUCAUUACUUCUGUCCUGUGGGCUAUGAAGCUACACCACUAAAAGCAGCCAAAGCAUACAGGGGGCCACUGCCACUUAAUGAGAUGGAACACUGGAUUCUCAUUGGUGAACCAAGCAGGAAACACCCUGCAAUCCACUGUAAAAAAUGGGCAGAUAUUGUGACUGAUCUGAAUACUCAGAACCCAGAAUACUUAGACAUUCGCCAUACAGAGAGAGGCAUUCAGUAUCGCAAAACCAAGAAGGUUGGAGGCAAUCUGCAUUGCAUCAUGGCCUUCCAGAGAGUGAACUGGCAAAAGCUGGGACCAUGGGCACUGAAUCUGGAAAAUCUGAGGCAUGAUCUCCAUCAUCAGGCUUCAGAACACAGAGGUCAAGCUGCGACAGAGGACGGUUCUGAGGAACGAGCAGUGAAACGCCUGGGUAGGUCCCUCAGUACGGGGAACAAGUCCGACAAUGCCUGGAAACGUUUGUCCAACACAGCAGAGUACAGGCACCGAGGCUCUCCAGACAGUGACCUGGAUGAAGACAUAACUGACUAAAUCUGAAAUGUCCAACCCUCCUCCUGAAGAGCCAAUUGGGUUUCGACAGUUUAAAACAAGAAAAAAGAUAAAGAAAAUUUAUCUCUCCAGGUUGUUAGCAACAGUGAAAGGUUAGAAUUAGAUAUGACAGAUGCAGUUGCAAGCCAAAUGGUGUGGCGUAGUAGUUAACAUUCAGGGCUGGUAACCAUAAGAAUGCUGGUUUGAUGCCCAUGAGGAAUGAACCACGAGCUCUCGUUGGAGAUGUUCUUGUAAUGCCACCAUUCUACAGCAAUGCGAAACAAAUUCCACAGGCCUUGGUUAUGUGGCAAUAAGUUAAAAAAUAUUACUUAAUGGCUCUCCAAGAAGAGGUCAAGUCACUUCCUGUAGGUCAAAAUGCUGCUUUGUUAAACACAUUGUGGAUAAAGGAAUCAUUAAAUAAAUUGUCCUAAAGGUGAGGUCUCAUUUACCCAUUGUGUUGCGAAUUUUUGCGGGCAAAAUCCAUGCAAUCAGGAAUUUUGCUUGAGGGCGAAAGAUUUCCCCAUGCAGUUUUCGCAAUGGGUUCAAGUUGAUCACAUUGAAUGACUUUGACUACAACUUCAUUGUAGACAAUGGGCCAUUUUUGCCUGCGAAAUUUCGCCAAAAUUUUGGUUCCAGAACAGAGGUCAAGAUGUGACGGGACGAUUCUGAGCGAACGAUAAAACUGGUUCAACUUGGUCAUGUGGAUUCAAUGACCAACAGAAAGCUGCUUGGUUUCAAAGCGACAUAUGAGUGAGCUUUGCUUCAUACAUCACUAAACUUUUUUUGCUUGCGAAAUUUUGCUGAAAUUUGUGACUGCACCUUAAGUGUACCAAGAGCAUUUAGUGAAUAUUUGAUUUUCUGAUCAAUAGCAUUAUUCCAUUUCAGUUAUAUGUUAUUUGGUGGAUAUAUAUGCUACUGAUGGUAGAUAAUUGGAGGACGGUAUGGACUUAAAAAUGAAUAAUAUGCAUAAAGUGCACGCAUAAGUUCUGAACACUACAUAGAAGACUGUUCUUUAUGAAGUCUGCUUCUAUACACAAAAUGGCUUUAUUAGUGUAAGUCAAAAAAAUACAAACUAGGUUAUCAAAGAUAACAGACUGUUUAAUAAUGUGUCAGUGGAUCAGAUUCGGGCUAUAGUGAAGUGACAUAGUCCAAUAAGAUGGCGCUAUCUUAUUGUAAAUACUAACUUGAAGGAUUACAAUAACGUUCUUUGUGAAACGCUGUGAGCUAAGAUUGCAUGAUUGCUUCCAUGUUAUGUGCAUUGUGAUUGUGUUCUUCCUUUAACACAGCAACAUCUAAUGUAUUAUGUUCAAUAUUUAGUCAUCACAAAUCUCAUACUCAUGUGAAUCUAGUGUUGGCAUUAUUUUUAUUUAUAAAUAAAAUAUUUAUACACCUUCUUAAA
Messenger RNA from Ctenopharyngodon idella (grass carp), 3143 nucleotides. Its product is annotated as basic immunoglobulin-like variable motif-containing protein. Lineage: Eukaryota; Metazoa; Chordata; Actinopteri; Cypriniformes; Xenocyprididae. Gene Ontology annotation, molecular function: single-stranded DNA binding; DNA endonuclease activity. Gene Ontology annotation, cellular component: nucleus. The coding region runs from base 239 to 1747 and encodes 502 amino acids. The transcript has 10 exons. The record is from RefSeq and is a predicted model, not a curated record. Gene Ontology annotation, biological process: nucleotide-excision repair.